AAUUUUUAGUAACUUUAUGUAGUUUUUUUCAAUAUUUCAUGUGUCUAUCAAGAUUGUUCAGCGCUACUAAGGUAGCGCUGCAAAGCGCUGCAACGCCAAGUUUCUUGACUACGAGACGGAAGCCAAAGUCCGAACCCCUGUUUCGGGUGCCUGCACGCAAGUUCUUCGGCCUGGUUCCAGAGAACCAGUACGAAAAUAAUAUAACACCGAAGAGGCUUCAGAUCGGCUACGCAUUGCUGCACUAUUGGGAGACCAUUCCACUGUUCUUAUGCGUGGCUUUUGAUAUUAUCUUCGUCCUGGGCUAUAUGGGAUUAUAUGGAGGGAUAAUGCACAGGGUAGACACCCAGUUCACGAAGCACUGCUGGAACAGUAUCUCGAGAAAUAUGGAUCUACGGAACCCCACAAUCCACAAGUUCCUUGUGCUUUACCAGCGCUACGAACCCUGGCCCGAGAUGCAGAAUGUUCUGGACAAAAUGAAACGGGCUGAACACCGUUUGCUGGUGCGCAUGAACACCUGCGAGACCCCUUAGG
Molecule: messenger RNA, 531 nt
Organism: Cydia fagiglandana
Lineage: Eukaryota; Metazoa; Arthropoda; Insecta; Lepidoptera; Tortricidae
Exons: 2
Coding region: 39-530 (163 amino acids)
Source: RefSeq, a predicted model, not a curated record